Messenger RNA from Eptesicus fuscus (big brown bat), 1087 nucleotides. It is a transcript of the gene MOCS2, whose product is annotated as molybdenum cofactor synthesis 2. Gene Ontology annotation, biological process: Mo-molybdopterin cofactor biosynthetic process. Gene Ontology annotation, cellular component: cytosol. NCBI's taxonomy places the organism in Eukaryota, Metazoa, Chordata, Mammalia, Chiroptera, Vespertilionidae. The transcript has 6 exons. The record is from RefSeq and is a predicted model, not a curated record. The coding region runs from base 113 to 691 and encodes 192 amino acids. Gene Ontology annotation, molecular function: molybdopterin synthase activity.
AUCUCUGUGCCCCAAGAAAUAAAGGCGUCGCAGCUGUGGACUGAGAUAGAAACGCGGCAUCCGGGGCUGGCUGAUGUCAGGAACCAGGUGAUCCUGGCUGUGCGUCAGGAAUAUGUCGAGCUUGGAGAUCAGCUCCUUCUGCUUCGAGAAGGAGACGAAGUCGCCAUCAUCCCCCCCAUUAGUGGAGGCUAGUGCUGGGGGGCCCCUGCAGGAUGUGAGGGCAGCUGUGGGCGAAGAGGAAGAGGAACCUAAAGACAUCAUCAAGUUCACGGCCGAGAAGCUGUCCGUGGAGGAAGUCUCGCAGCUGGUGACGUCCCCGCUCUGCGGUGCCGUGUCCCUGUUUGUGGGGACCACAAGGAAUAACUUUGAAGGGAAAAAAGUCAUGAGCUUAGAGUACGAAGCGUACAUUCCGAUGGCGGAAAACGAAGUCCGGAGAAUUUGUAGCGACGUGAGGCAGAAGUGGCCGGUCAGGCACAUCGCCGUGUUCCACAGACUCGGCCUGGUCCCCGUGUCCGAAGCCAGCGUUGUCAUCGCCAUGUCCUCCGCCCACAGGGCUGCGUCCCUCGGAGCCGUGAGCUACGCCAUCGAUGCCCUGAAGGCCAGGGUGCCCGUGUGGAAGAAGGAAAUCUAUGAAGAAUCGUCAUCAUCUUGGAAGAGAAACAAAGAAUGCUUUUGGGCAACCGGCGAUUAAAUCGCUCAGAUUGGUGAAGUGCUCACGCGUAGAUGUGGCCGCCUGACCUUGGACCACAUUUUGAUUUUCCUUCUCCAGAACUCAGGAGCGUUUGGGGUGAGGUCUCACACUGGAGCUAGAGAGAGGGACAGCCUUUAGGGGAAAACAGAAGAUAAUUUACACGUGAGGAAAGAUGUCCGCGGUAGACAAAUGAACCCAUGACUAAUGAUUGUAACUGGAUUCACGACUCUGUCUCAGGAACCCCCACCUCCCCCCCCCCCACCCCCACAGCCAGGGCACCACUAUGGUGCUGGCAGAACUGGAGGGCACAUGAAGUCAUUGCCGGACAGUUGUGAUAUAUUCUCAGAAUUUAUAUAUUUAAAAAGUGAACCAAAUAAACACAUGAUUAAAAAAGCC